GGUGAGGCCGCUGCCAGGUUCGGGGCGGAAGGAACGUCUCCAGCUAAGACGGGACGAAAGAUGGCGGCGGAAACGCUGCUGUCCAGCCUGUUGGGGUUGCUUUUGCUGGGGCUCCUGUUACCUGCGCCUCUGGCGGGGGGUGUCGGGAGCCUGAAUUUGGAGGAGCUGAGUGAGAUGCGUUAUGGGAUCCAGAUCCUGCCGUUGCCUGUCAUGGGAGGGCAGAGCCAGGCUUCAGACGUGGUGGUUGUGUCUUCCAAGUAUAAGCAGCGCUAUGAGUGCCGCCUACCAGAUGGAGCUAUUCACUUCCAGCGUGAGAGGGAGGAAGAGGCACCCGCUUACCAAGGGCCCGGGGUUCCAGAGUUGUUGAGCCCAAUGCGAGAUGCUCCCUGUCUGUUGAAGACCAAGGACUGGUGGACGUAUGAAUUCUGUUACGGACGCCAUAUCCAGCAGUACCAUAUGGAAGACUCAGAGAUCAAAGGUGACGUCCUCUACCUCGGCUACUAUCAGUCAGCCUUCAACUGGGAUGAUGAAACCGCCAAGGUCUCCAAGCAGCAUCGGUUGAAACGCUACCACAGCCAGACCUACGGCAACGGGUCCAAAUGUGAUCUCAACGGGAGGCCCCGAGAGGCCGAAGUUCGGUUCCUCUGUGAUGAGGAUGCAGGUUUAUCUGGGGACUACAUUGAUCGCGUAGACGAGCCCUUGUCCUGCUCCUACGUCCUAACCAUCCGGACGUCUCGGCUCUGCCCUCACCCUCUCCUCCGGCCCCCAGCCAGCGCCGCUCCACAGGCCAUCCUUUGUCACCCAGCCCUGCAGCCCGAUGAGUACAUGGCCUACCUCCAGAAGCAAGCUGAGUCCAAGCAGCGUGAAGAGAAAAUCACAGACGAAGUUCAAGACACAAGUCACCAAGUGUGGAGUGAGACCAAGUCUGCUGGGGUACCCCCAAAGAAAGAAGAUGCCAGCCCAACCAAGGAAGAUAAGGAGUCAGAGUUCUGGAAGACGCUACACCAGCCAGAAGAGCAGGCUGCCGGAGGGGAGGAGGCACGGGCAGGGGUGAGAACGGCCUCUCAGCCAGCUCUGAGGAGCCUGGACUCCGGCUUUGGAUGGGAGCAGGACCCGGACCCCGAGGCUGCAGCAGAUUCAGCUCCCAACCCUCCUAAUGAUUUCCAGAACAAUGUGCAGGUCAAAGUCAUUCGGAGCCCUGCAGACUUGAUUCGAUUGAUCGAGGAACUGAAAGGUGGAGCGAAGAAGGGGAAGCCAAGCGCAGGCCAGGAGCAGCCUGGAGACGAUACCACGGAGACCCCUCAGAGGGAAGCAGAGCUGAAGGAAAAGGCUGAUGAGCCUCAGGCUGCUGGGGAAGACGAGGAGGAGGAGGAUGAGGAGGAGGAGGAGGAGGAAGAGGAGGACGAGCGGCAGUUAUUAGGAGAGUUCGAGAAGGAGCUGGAAGGGAUGCUGCUCCCCUCGGACCGUGAGCAGCUCCGCUCGGAGGUCAAGGCCGGCAUGGAGCGGGAGCUGGAGAACAUCAUCCAGGAGACAGAGAAGGAACUGGACCCAGACGGGUCGAGGAAGGAGUCAGACCGGGAGCAGGUGAUACUGGCUCUGACAUCUACCCUCGACAAACUCAUCAAGAGGUUGCAGGAAAACCACAGCCCAGAUCUGGUGCAGAAACACAAGAAAAAGAGAGUUGUCCCUCAGAAGCCUCCUCCGUCACCUCCCCCUACAGAGGAGGAGCCUGAGCACAGAAUCCGGGUCCGAAUCACCAAGCUCCGUCAUGGAGGCCCCAAUCAGGAUCUGACUGUCCUGGAGAUGAACCGGGAAAACCCACAGCAGAAACAGAUCGAGGGGCUGGUGACUGACGUGCUGGAGAGGGAGGGGCUCGCCGCCGAAGGCAAGAUUGAAAUCAAAAUUGUACGACCUGGGGCUGAAGGUAACGAGGAGGACACGCGUUGGCUGACAGACGAAGACACGAAAAACCUUAAGGAGAUCUUCUUCAAUAUCUUGGUGCAGGGAGCCGAAGAGGCCAAUAAAGAGCGCCAGCGACAGAAAGAGCUGGAGACCAACUACCGCCGCGUGUGGGGCUCUCCAGGCGGCGAGGACACUGGGGAUCUGGAGGAGUUGGACUUCUGAGACCAGCACUGCCAGGCCCUCCAAGGAUUUCAGAAUCGUCCUGAUGGGCUCUGCCUCCUCCUCAUCUCCCUCCUUGGGGCCCCGGAGGCAAACGGGCAGGUUGGCGCCACGCUCUGGGCUCUGGACUUCACGGGCCCAGCCCAGAGGGUUGUGAGGGUGUGUGUGGGCCCAACAAGGGAGAGCCACCCUAAGGCCUCAGCCAGGCCUAUGGGCUCCAGGCCCCAAACAUGCCUUCCUUUGCCUCUUUGGCUUUUCCUGUCCCCUGACUUCUUAGCUCUUACCCCAUUUUACCCAGAGAUGUGAGAAGAUCUUGUGAGCGGGGCAUGGUGGGAAAAGCAGUUUAUCAGACUCCAGGAAAGCAGACCCCACCCUACCUCGAUGCCCUGUUGCUGUUGAGAGCUGCUCGCCCCCUCCCUUGGAUUUCCUCCUUCCUGUCCCGAUAUCUGUGCUUCUGAGUCAGGAGCCCUUACCUCUCACUGAGGGAAUAGGAGACCUUACGUCUCACCUCACACACAGUCCCAGCAAAAAGGGUUGGAUGUGGAGCUACCCACCAUGUCCUUCAGGUUUCUAAAUAAAGAACUGGACCAUCA
This is a messenger RNA of Onychomys torridus (southern grasshopper mouse), 2714 nucleotides long. It is a transcript of the gene Os9, whose product is annotated as OS9 endoplasmic reticulum lectin. Gene Ontology annotation, cellular component: endoplasmic reticulum lumen. The transcript is spliced from 15 exons. Gene Ontology annotation, biological process: endoplasmic reticulum unfolded protein response; retrograde protein transport, ER to cytosol. The coding region runs from base 61 to 2124 and encodes 687 amino acids. NCBI's taxonomy places the organism in Eukaryota, Metazoa, Chordata, Mammalia, Rodentia, Cricetidae. The record is from RefSeq and is a predicted model, not a curated record.